Glycine soja is the source of this 1460-nucleotide messenger RNA. Its product is annotated as protein SGT1 homolog A-like. Gene Ontology annotation, biological process: protein stabilization; defense response to fungus. The transcript has 8 exons. Gene Ontology annotation, cellular component: nucleus; cytoplasm. The record is from RefSeq and is a predicted model, not a curated record. Gene Ontology annotation, molecular function: protein-folding chaperone binding. Lineage: Eukaryota; Viridiplantae; Streptophyta; Magnoliopsida; Fabales; Fabaceae. Bases 143 to 1228 code for a protein of 361 amino acids.
UUGUGAUAAUAAUAUAGAUAGGGAGAGGAAGGAAGGUAGAAGUGGGGUUCUUUCUGGGUAUAAAGCAAAGCGUGUUUGGGUACGGGGGAAAGCAAGGGAUGAUUUGAAGAGAAGAGUCUAGAAACAACACAACACAACGCGAAUGGCUACGGCGCUGGAGAAGAAAGCGAAGGAGGCAUUCUUCGACGACGAAUUCGGUCUGGCCGUCGAUCUCUACUCUGAAGCCAUACGAUUGGAUCCGAACGACGCCAAUCUCUUCGCGGACAGAGCCCAAGCCCAUAUCAAACUCAACGCUUUCACUGAAGCCGUUUCCGAUGCCAACAAAUCCAUCCAAUUAAACCCUUCCUUGCCCAAGGCCUAUCUUCGUAAAGCCACCGCUUGUAUCAAACUCCAAGAAUAUCACACCGCCAAGGUAGCGCUUCAAAACGGUGCCGCUUUUGCCCAAGACGAUUCAAGAUUCGCCAACUUGAUUCAACAAUGUGAUCGCUGCAUUGCAGAGGAAUCAAGUGGCCUUACUAGCACCUUGUCUUCCCAUUUGAGCAAUAGAAAUCAUGGGAUGACUAAAGAAGAAGCUGAAGGAGACAGUUUGCUUUCCCAAAAGAAUGAAGCCACACUAAACAGACCAAAAUACAGGCAUGAAUACUACCAGAAGCCAGAAGAAGUGGUUGUGACAAUAUUUGCAAAAGGAAUAUCAGCAAAAGAUGUGGUUGUUGACUUUGGUGAACAGAUUCUUAGUGUUACUAUUGACGUUCCUGGCCAAGAUGCCUAUCAUUAUCAACCUCGAUUGUUUGGAAAGAUCAUUCCCAACAACUGCAGAGUUGAGGUGUUGUCAACCAAAAUUGAAAUCCGUCUUGCAAAAGCUGAAGCUAUUAAUUGGACAUCUCUGGAAUAUGGCAAGAAUACACUUCCCCCAAUAAUAAAUAGGCCGAUAGUUCAAUCUGAAAGGGCUUCAUACCCAUCACCAAAACCAAGGACAAAAGAUUGGGAUAAGUUGGAAGCUCAAGUGAAAAAAGAGGAGAAAGAAGAAAAGCUUGAUGGUGAUGCUGCUUUGAAUAAAUUGUUCCGUGAUAUUUACCAAAAUGCAGAUGAGGACAUGAGGAGAGCAAUGAGCAAGUCUUUCUUGGAGUCAAAUGGAACAGUGCUAUCAACUGAUUGGAAAGAAGUGGGAUCAAAGAAGGUGGAAGGCAGUCCCCCAGAAGGUAUGGAGUUGAAAAAAUGGGAGUAUUGAUUCGGUACUUAAAUAUUCAUUUGAGCUGAUGCUUGUGAGAGUUCAAGUUUGUCUCCUCCCAACCUCCUGCCAAAAAAGAAAUUCUGUAAUUUCUUGUUAUUAUUUUGUGUUAAGAGAAAUUAAUUAGCUGGGAUAAUGACCUAAUUUGCUUUUGCUGUGGAAGUGGAUUUUAUUUUAUUGGUAUAUGUUGAUAAUGGUAAACAUGAUGAAAAUCCGGUUUUUAGUUUUUAUU